Chara braunii is the source of this 626-nucleotide messenger RNA. The record is from the annotation of a GenBank genome assembly. NCBI's taxonomy places the organism in Eukaryota, Viridiplantae, Streptophyta, Charophyceae, Charales, Characeae.
CCGCUACCCGGUUGUGCACUUAUCACCAUGGUUGAGACCCGCGGUGGGACGAGCACUAGCCCCUAUACCCAGGAGCAUAAAGAGAAGAUAGCCGCCAUAGUGAAGGAAAACAGAGCGAGGAAGGGGCUCCUGAAGCAAGCGAAGUUGAAGGCUAUCGCAGAGGAGCAGGCGGCGAAGAUGAAGGAGUUGGAGGAGGAGAUGGAGAAGAAGAAGAAGGCUGCUGAAGAAGAAGCGGCAGCAAAAGUAGAGGAGGAGAAAAAACGAAAGGGAAAGGAAGUAGAGAGCAGUGGCGCGAUGAAAGAAGAAGUAGAGAUGGAGAAAAACACAAGUGAGUGGAUCGCUAAUUUAUGGUUGGGCGAAGAUGAGGAGACCGAGUUCUAUGUCCCAAAGGAUGAGAGGGAUGCGCUGGCCAGCGAGCUAGCCGCGAUGGAGGAUCCUCUGGAAUGAAGGGAAAGAGAGAAGGAGAAGAAAUUGGAGUGGAAGCUGAGGAUGAAGAGAGAAAGGAAGAAGAGGAGGGAGGAAGUUAACAGGUUGACCGCGGAAGUGGCAAAAGUGCAGGAUUGUAGGCGAGAAGUGGGGGCACAGGCAGAUGUUUCUGCCAAGAUGGAUAAAAUGUUGGGUUACCU